Pteropus alecto (black flying fox) is the source of this 1268-nucleotide messenger RNA. It is a transcript of the gene CLRN1, whose product is annotated as clarin 1. Gene Ontology annotation, biological process: equilibrioception; sensory perception of sound. The coding region runs from base 305 to 1003 and encodes 232 amino acids. Lineage: Eukaryota; Metazoa; Chordata; Mammalia; Chiroptera; Pteropodidae. The record is from RefSeq and is a predicted model, not a curated record. The transcript is spliced from 3 exons.
AGGAGAUACUUGAAGGCAGUUUGAAAGAGUUUUAUUUUACAGAUUCUUAGUCCAAAGAUUUCAAAUUAGAGAGAAGUAGAAGCAGAAAAUAGACAAGCCACGUAAGUAUGAUGAAGAAGCCUUCAUCCUGACAUUCUACUGGCAUCUAACGUGGCUAGAACCUCAAUCAAUGGUGAAGUAGCCUUUUCAGCUGAGAUCUGUCUGUUCAGUGUCUAUAAUAAAUGCGGUCAAAGGGGCAGUCGCUUCUCAGCACUCACAAAGGUCUUGUUUUUGAACCUCACCCUCACGAAAGCCAAUUUUCAUCAUGCCAAACCAACAGAAGAAAGUCAUUUUUUGCACGGCCGGGGUGUUAAGCUUCUUGUGUGCCCUGGGAGUUGUGACAGCCCUGGGGACACCCUUGUGGAUCAAAGCCACCUUCCUCUGUAAAACCGGGGCUCUGCUCGUCAACGCCUCAGGGCAGGAGCUGGAUAAGUUCAUGGGUGAGAUGCAGUACGGGCUUUUCCACGGAGAGGGCGUGAGGCAGUGUGGAUUGGGAGCAAGGCCCUUUCGGUUCUCAUUUUUCCCAGAUUUGCUCAAAGCAAUGCCAGUGAGUAUCCACGUCAACGUCAUUCUCUUCUCCAUGAUCCUUAUUAUCUUAACUAUGGUGGGGACAGCCUUCUUCAUGUACAACGCUUUUGGCAAGCCUUUUGAAACUCUGCAUGGUCCACUAGGGUUGUAUCUUCUGAGCUUCAUUUCAUGCUCCUGCGGUUGUCUUGUCAUGAUUUUGUUUGCCUCUGAAGUGAAAAUCCACCACCUCUCAGAAAAUAUUGCAAAUUAUAAAGAAGGGACUUAUGCCUACAAAACGCAAAGUGAAAAAUAUGCCACCUCGUUCUGGGUCGUUUUCAUUUGCUUCUUUGUUCAUUUUUUGAAUGGACUCCUAAUACGACUGGCUGGAUUUCAGUUCCCUUUUGUAAAAUCGAAAGACACAGAGACAACGAAUGUGGCUGCAGAUCUAAUGUACUGAAGGCAAACAUGUCUGUAAUUUUCCAAAAGAAUGAAUGGACUUGCUUUGGUCACUUGAACAUGGUUAAUUUUGUCUAUCCUUUUGGAUACCCCAAUUAAAGCACCCAAACCCUUGGUGAUAAUGCUUACAAGUUAUGUACUAAGGGUACAGGCUGGAAAAUAAGGGGGGCAGAAGAAAGGCUUUGGGAGGUUUUAUUACUUGUGGGGAAAUUGCUUCACCCUGGUUGUCAAAGCAGUUGACUAGAAAUGGACAAAUUGUUACUCCA